GGGCCCACGCUAAAAAGUCCAAUAUCCCUCUGCUCCAUUUUAUCUCGUGAUUCUCGUCUCCGUUUUCCCUGUUCGAUCUUCUCCUUAUCCUAAAGCCCCAGUUGCAGAGAGAGAAACACAGAGGAGAGAUGUGGACCGACCUUCUUUUGCAGGCAGGUUUGAUCCUCCUAACCAUCUUCAUGUUCCUCGUUAUGCACAACAUCCCCCAAAAGUUCCUCACCAAGCUCCGUUACCGGAACCGCGCCGAUUUCCAAGCCAAGCGCCACUUCGUCCUCGGUGCCCAGCUUCUCGCCCAAGCUAGAUCUUCCAACUCCCGCUCCUCCGCCAUCUCCUUAGCCAAACAAGCCGAAUCUGAAGCCAACUUAGCCAUUUCUCUCGACUCCAAAGACGCCGCCACUCAUAUCCUCAAAGCCCUCGCUCUGGAUCUCCAGGGAUUCAAAUCUUCUGCCCUUGAAUCCUUUGAUACGGCCCUCCGGCCGCCGGCUGCCAAGUCGUUGAGUGAUGCGGAGAGAGGGGAUGCUCUGCUCAAGCGAGCGGAGCUGAAGAUAUCAAUGAGCCGGCGCGGUAACAGGGAUGACUCUGUGAUUGAGGAUUUGACGGCGGCAGUGGAAUUGAGUCCGGAUAACGCCAAGGCGUUCUGCUUGUUGGGAGAGUGUUAUGCGGCGAAGAAGAUGAGAGAUGAAGCUAAAGCGGCUUACGAGCAGGCAAUUAGGAUCCAGCCUGGCUCGGACAAGGCUCGAGCCGCGUUGGAUCGAUUGGGCUCGUAAUGGGUCUCCACUUCUGGGUCCGGGUCUUUUCUUUUUCUUUUUUUAAAUAUUGUUUUGACGAAGUUAAGCAGGAGAAUGCAAAAUUCAAGAUUUUGAACUUUGAAGCGGUAAUGAUAUCCGAUCCAUAAAUCGAAGAUGCAGUGUUUGUGUUUGUCUUUUUGAAUCGCACGCGAUAAAUGUAGAUGUAUUUA
Rubroshorea leprosula is the source of this 958-nucleotide messenger RNA. The record is from the annotation of a GenBank genome assembly. Lineage: Eukaryota; Viridiplantae; Streptophyta; Magnoliopsida; Malvales; Dipterocarpaceae.